This is a messenger RNA of Anastrepha obliqua, 464 nucleotides long. RefSeq lists its product as uncharacterized. Bases 1 to 387 code for a protein of 128 amino acids. Lineage: Eukaryota; Metazoa; Arthropoda; Insecta; Diptera; Tephritidae. The record is from RefSeq and is a predicted model, not a curated record. The transcript is spliced from 5 exons.
AUGCCCCUUAAAAAGCCAGAAAUGCGUGCUGCUUUCACUGCAGCUUGUCACAAAGUGACAUGCCAGCUGGAAACUAUUAAGAUAGAAUUUCUUCCUCCUAACACAACCGCGCUAAUACAGCCUCGGGACCACCCUCUGGACCAAGGCGUGAUACAUGCAUUUCAGUACAGACAAAUUAUUGACCAAAAUCAAAUUUGCGCGCUGGAGCGACAAAUUUCUGGACCGACGUGUCGGAUGGUAAAGCCACAACUUAUUGUCAACUGUUUCAAGAAGGCCAAAUUUCGCACAACGACCUAUGAUACUGAUUCCGAAGCUGAAUACGUGAGCUGUGAUAGCGAUUUGCAAUGCUAUGGCCAACUUAUUGAGAACGAUAUUAUGCAAAGCUGAGAAGAAGAAGAGGAAGAAGGCGAUGAUAACAAUAAUGCACACAUUUUAGGUAGGGCGGGUGCACAAAUGUUGGCCAG